Daucus carota subsp. sativus is the source of this 2604-nucleotide messenger RNA. Its product is annotated as protein FAR1-RELATED SEQUENCE 5-like. The transcript is spliced from 2 exons. Lineage: Eukaryota; Viridiplantae; Streptophyta; Magnoliopsida; Apiales; Apiaceae. Gene Ontology annotation, biological process: regulation of DNA-templated transcription. The record is from RefSeq and is a predicted model, not a curated record. Gene Ontology annotation, molecular function: zinc ion binding. The coding region runs from base 1 to 2604 and encodes 867 amino acids.
AUGGCAUCUUUCAUCUUUUCUAAAUUAACAUCCCCUAGUAAGCCCAUUACACCUAGUAAAUCUAGAAUUGAGAUUGAAGAAGAAAAUGAUAGUGAUGCUAAAAAGACCCCAAUAGUGAAUGUUGAUGAUGUUGAUGAUAGUGAUGAUGAUGUUGAGGAGGUUGUGGAGGAGGUUGGGGAUGAUGAUGUUGAGGAGGUUGGGGGUGAAUGUUUUGAUGAUUUUUGUGAGAAACAAAAUUCAAAAGAUGAUGAUUUGAAUGAGAGUUGUCCUUGUGUUGGUCAAUUAUUCGAUAGCUUAGAUGAAGCGGAGAUGUUUUAUAGGGAUUAUGGUAGACGUGUUGGUUUUGAGAUAAUAAUUAGAACCACACAUAGGCGUGUGAAAAGUAAGAGAAUUUGUUCGCGUUUGUAUAUAUGUCGGAAGGGUGGGCGAAUAGUAACAAAGUCGUUGGAUGAAGAAAAGGAUGUUCACAAAAAAAAGAGAAAUAGGGAUUCUAUUGGUAGAACGCAUUGCUUGGCGCGGAUGUACGUUGUGCAUAGGGAGAAAUUGAAUAAAUGGGAAGUGACAUCGGUUUAUUUAAAACACAAUCACACGAUGAUUUCAAAGGAUGAAGUGCUUUUCAUGCAACGGCCAAGGAAUAUAACUCCCGUUAUUCGGCAAUUGAUUAUAACAUUGAAUAAAUCGGGUAUUGGGCCUUCAAAAACUUUAAACGUGUUAGGGGAGUUAACGGGUGGCUUGGAGAAUAUUGGAUUUGGUAAUCAAGAUGUUCGGAAUGUAUUGCGUGAUAUUCGACAUUAUGUGUUUGAUUCGAGUGAUGCUUUAGAGGGUUUGGCAUUACUUCGAGAAUUGAAACGUAAUAGUCAAGGUGAAUUUUUGUAUAAAGUUGACGUGGACGAGGAAAAUCGUGUGCGGGCCAUGAUGUGGGUUGACCCGAGAUCAGUCAAUGCCUACAAAAAUUUCGGAGAUGUUGUUGUUUUUGACUCCACAUAUCGUACUAAUAGGUAUUGCAUGCCGUUCGUGCCAUUUACGGGGGUAAAUCACCAUUAUCAGUCGAUUUUGUUCGGAUUUGCCCUGAUAAGGGAUGAGACCGAAGAAUCUUACUUAUGGGUGUUUAAGAGUUGGUUGGAGGCUAUGGGGAAUGUGGCUCCACAAACGAUCAUCACCGAUCAAGACAUUGCUAUUGGAAAUGCUAUUGCCGAAGUUUUGCCUAACACAAGUCAUCUAUAUUGUACGUGGCAUAUAAGUACAAAAUUUGGUGAAAAAUUGUCGCAUUUAUAUGCAAAUCAUGAUCACUUCAAAGAAGAUUUCAACUCUUGCAUCUACAAGUCACUAACGGUUGCACAAUUCGAAGAUAGGUGGGAGGCAUUAGUUGAAAAAUACGAUUUGAUGAACCAUUCUUGGUUACAAGAUAUGUACUCCGUUCGACACAAGUGGGUCCGUGUUUACACUAAACUGCACUUCACAACCGGGAUGACCACUACCUCCAGAAGUGAGUCAAUGAAUUCUUUCUUCGAUGAAUUUGUCAAUGCUAGUACCGGUUUGAAGGAGUUUAUAGAGAAUUCACAGAAAGCGUUGGAGAAACAAUAUUUACGUGAAAGAGAGGCUGAUUACGAAACAAAGAACAAGGAAAGAUCCAAAAUAACAUCAUCAUCAUUGGAGAGUCAUGCGGCAUCUCUUUACACAAAAGAAAUGUUUAGACGUUUUCAACACGAACUCAAAGAAAGUGGAGCUUAUGUCGUGAUUGAGAGAGAGAGGAAUCCAAUUUACAAGCAUUACGAGGCAUACAAAACAACGGUCCAAGAGGAGUAUAGAAAACACUAUGCUUUGUUCGUCACCGAGAAUGGCAACAUAAAUUGUGUUUGUCGAAAAUUUGAAAGUUCGGGAAUGCUUUGCCGUCAUAUUAUUCGAUACUUGUAUAAGAUGCAAUGGUCAGAGAUUCCAAAGCAGUGCAUCACUUUGAGAUGGACAAUUGAAGGCAAUAAAAGAGUUGGAGCCUUACAACACAAGCGUCCUAAAAUUGGUAAUUUCCUUGAAUCACAACCCGCCCGAUACAGUACUUUAUGCAAAGCAUUUCAAGAUUUAGCAGCUCGCGGAAGUUGUUCAAUAGCGAGAUACAAUUAUCUCAUGAGUGUGAUUGAAAAAGAAUCGAAUUUUAUUGAAAAUUUUCCGAAUGAAAGUGGGGGAAAACGUGCGCGUGAGGAAGAAGAUGAUGCACAUGAGUUCGGGGAUGACGAUGAUGACGAAAAUUUCAAUGAUUUGAGAAAUCCUAUAUUAUCUCAAACCAAAGGUCGUAAAAAAGAAAGGGUGAAAAGUGGCAUAGAGCGCGGCAAAGCGAAAAAAGGUCGAAAAUAUCUACCAAAAAAAUUUUGGUUCGGUGAUGAGCACGAAGAAGAUGAGCACGAAGAAGAGGUAAAGCGGCUUUUUGCCGAGAUGGAUGUUUGUUUGAAAGAAUUCGAGGAGGAGGAGGAGAAGGAGGCCGAGGUGGAGGAGGAGGAGGAGGAGGAGGGGCAUACUCGGGAAGAGCUCGUGGCGAUUUUCGAAAAUUAUAUCAAAGAGUUGCAGGAGUUGGACGAGGAAGAGGACGAGGAGGAGAAGAAGAAAAUGUAA